AUGGGGGCUGCUGCCGCAGAACCAGCAGCAGCAGCAAGACCUCAGCAGCAGCAGCAGCAGCAGCAGCAGCAGCAGGGGAAAGGCCGCAGAGUUCGUUUUCAGAAGAAUGACCCAAACAACUUCACCUUUAAGCUGCUGCCUGUGUCGCAGCAGCAGCUGCGGCAGCAAGCAGCAGCAGCAGCAGCAGCAGCAGCAGAACAGAGGCCUCGCAUGCAGCUGCAGCGGAUUAUACCCCCCAAUGCUAGAAAUAAGCACUUGCUGCUGCAGCAUUUGCUGCUGCAGCUGGCUCUGGUUGCUGUCGUGGUGGGCUUGUGCAGUAGCUUAAAGAAGAUUACGCAGAUGCAGCUGCAGCAGCAACAGCAGCAGCAGCAGCAGCAGCAGCAGCAGCAGCAGCGGGAGCCGGCCGUCACUCCGCAGCAGCCUUUGCCUGAGUAUCUGCAGCAGCAGCUGGAGCAGCUAGAACUAGAAGAGGAGACAGCGCAACAACGGGGGAGACACAUCGAGCCCGACUUGACAGGAGACUGUUACUUCCCUCAGGAUGGAUACGACUACUCCCAGCACCUCGUUGAGCAGCUGCGCCGGCUGCAGCAUCAGCAGCAGCAAAAGCAGCAGCAGCACUACCACCACGAGCAGCACGAGCAACAGCAACAGCAACAGCAGCAGCAGCAGCAGCAGCAGCAGGGCCAGGUUCUUGCUGCUAUGGAGGCGACAGAAGCUUACGAGGAGAUUGCUGACGACUUUGUUGCUUCAGCUCUCACUGACGCAGACGGCAAGCAAUGGGCGCCAGACGAGAAAGAGUUGCUGUGGGGGUCGAGGCCGCCGCUGCUGCCGCCAGCAAUAGGAGACAGGUUGUUUGGGGGGGGGAGAGAAGGAGACAGCGAGGAGACAGAAGAGAGCUGCUGCAGCUGCAGCUACAGCGAAGAAGAGGAGACAGCAGAGACACACAGAGGAGACACACGCGCCAGGCACCAGCAGCCAGAAGGCAGCGAAACGCAGGCGCAACGACUUGAGCAGCUGCUGGAGGAGUAUAGAGAGGAAUGCAUCGGCGAGCUGGACCCAGAAGAGGUAGAGGAGAGCGACUCGUUCUCUGCCUACGAAGACUGCUUCGAUGACUUUCUUAGAUCCCAAGAACGCACUGCGGCUAUGGAGACAGCUAAGCCAGCUGUCUCCUCUCGCCGGCGGCGCGGCAGCUGCUGCAGCGACAGCAGCAGCGGCAGCAGCACCAGCAGCAGCAGCAGCAACAGCAGCAGCAGCAGCAGCAACCGCAAAAAUAAAGAUGAUGGAUUUCGGCUCUGCGAAAUUGACGAUGAGCUGAGAGAGAAGACCCUGGCUCUGGCGCGGCUGCAGGAAGAAGAAGAAGCAAAAGGAGACACAAACACAAUGCAUGCAUCCCCGGCGCUCCCUGCUCGCUCUCGCCCUACUUGGGACGGAGAGACUAUAAUGAGCGCGAGGUCUGGGGUGUCUGUACAGCCCAAGGCAAUCCUCAUCGGCUCCUCUCGCGCCAGCAAGGUCUCUCUCACUCCUUUUCUAGCUUGGAGGCAAGGAGACAGAUUGUGA
This is a messenger RNA of Eimeria mitis, 1557 nucleotides long. RefSeq lists its product as uncharacterized. The record is from RefSeq and is a predicted model, not a curated record. The transcript has 14 exons. NCBI's taxonomy places the organism in Eukaryota, Apicomplexa, Conoidasida, Eucoccidiorida, Eimeriidae. The coding region runs from base 1 to 1557 and encodes 518 amino acids.